Messenger RNA from Teleopsis dalmanni, 2822 nucleotides. RefSeq names its product RNA polymerase-associated protein Rtf1-like. The transcript has 6 exons. Gene Ontology annotation, cellular component: Cdc73/Paf1 complex. NCBI's taxonomy places the organism in Eukaryota, Metazoa, Arthropoda, Insecta, Diptera, Diopsidae. Bases 393 to 2711 code for a protein of 772 amino acids. The record is from RefSeq and is a predicted model, not a curated record. Gene Ontology annotation, molecular function: DNA binding; RNA polymerase II C-terminal domain phosphoserine binding.
AUUAAAUUUAAAUCAAAUUUAUUGGGCGCUUGUAAACUGAGUACAACGGUAUUUUAUCUGUCGAUGAAUUUUGAUGAGAUUCAUUUUACAUUAGGAUAUCUUGAUAAAUCAGCUGAUUGCAUUGUUGGUUAAGAAACUUUGUUGAAGAAACUUUCUUUCUUCACGCUACAAUAUUAGGCUUUCUACAUUAAUUCCGAUCAUACAUCUAAAAAUUGGCAACGCGGAAAAAGUCAAAGCAUUUUUUGUUGUUUACAUAUUUAAAAAAAUACAUAUGUUACUUUAUUGUGAAUAAUAGAGACGUGCAAAAUAUCGAUUAAUAUCGUACAACAUUAAUUUUGGCAAGUAGAAAAUAGUUAAAAUAAAUUUAAAAGAAGCAAAACAAACUAAAAAGGAUGGGUAAACGAAAAAAUCAAAUAAUGAUCGAUUCUGAUGCUAGUGGGAAUGAAUCUGGAACAAAUUUAGAAUCGGAGCUACUAUCACUCUCAAGGAAAACGAAAAAACCACGCAGUACUCAAGGUGUAUUAGGGUCAGAAUCUGAUUCAGACUGGAGCAAAAAUAAAUCAAAUGUUUCGGCUGGGCGAAAAAAGAAACGAACGAAAAAAAUCAGUAAAAGUUCUGGUUCAUCAGAGGAAGACUGGGAUGCGGACAGUGAUGCCGAAAGUUUUAGUGCUGAAAAUAUGCCACAAACGAAACAAAGCCCACCAAAAGAGGACGUUUCAUCCAAAGCACUUAGUGAACAAGAAGAAGGGGAAGUCAUCGAUAGUGACGAUGAGAAUAAUAGUAAUUCUAAAAAUUCUUCAGACAAUAGUUCAAAAUCAUCUGGUUCUUCAAAUGAAUAUAGUAGCUCUGAUUCUGAAUUUAAUGAUGGAUACGAUGAAAAUUUGAUGGGAGAUGAAGAGGAUCGAAAACGUUUAAACGGGCUUUCUGAAAAGGAACGUGAGACUGAAAUUUUUAAACGAAUAGAACAAAGAGAUCGCUUACGUACACGUUGGGAAAUCGAACGUAAAUUAAAGCUCGCUCGACGUGGAGAAAAAGGAAACAAAGUCAGAACUGAUGCAAUGAAGAAAAAAUCUAAAGACAAAAAGAAAAAAAAAGAGAUGGAAAUGAAAGCAAAAGAAAAGAUCCCAGUAAGUACAGCAGCAACAAAUGUCGUUGAGGAACCGCCAAAACCAACAACAACUUCUUCCACUACCGAAAUUUUAAAAAGUGAAACAGUAUCUGUAGAUCAAACAAAUAAAGUACUUAAUAUUGAAAAAGAUGUCCCAUCAGAUGAAGGAGCUCAAGGUACAGCUGAUUAUUUUGAUCAUAAAGAGAGAUCAAAAGAAAGAAAAAAGAAUGUCGAAGCGAAUCGUACAGAUGAUAAAAGGAGCAAUGCUAUGGCCUUAUUGAUAGCGAAGAGAGAAGGAAAAGCAAAGCGUGAGGAGGAAGAGGCACGAAGACAAGCAGAGCGUGAUCGUGAAGAAGAAAAAGAAGAAUUAGAAAGUGUGUCAGGUGGCAAGUCUGCUGUUAAACUGAAAGCUUCUGAAAUUUAUUCUGAUGAUUCGGGAAGUAGUGAUUGGGAUGAUGAAAAACCUGCAGGAAAAAGAUCACGAUCAACCAGCGUUAGUAAGGAUUCUAGCGAAUCGGAAGAAGAAGAGAAAGAUGUGAAAAAACUAGAAUAUAUAAAUACUAGAGAGGAUUUAAAUAAAUUACGCUUGUCUCGUUUCAAAAUGGAACGUUUUGUUAAUUUACCAAUUUUCGAACCAACGGUAAUUAACUGCUUUGUACGAAUUAGUAUUGGUAAUAAUGGUCAAAAGCCUGUUUAUCGAGUUGCUGAAAUUGUGGGAGUAGUUGAGACCGCAAAAGUUUACACUCUCGGAAAGACUCGAACUAAUCGUGGACUACGACUCAAACAUGGUACACAGGAACGAGUUUUCCGUUUGGAAUUUAUAUCCAAUCAAGAAUUCACAGUAAACGAGUUUGAAAAAUGGCGAGAUAUGUGCGCUCAACAAAAUGUGACUAUGCCAACAAUUGACAUGAUAGAUCGUAAGCAACAGGACAUAAAGAAAGCUUUAAAUUACGAGUACAAAGACGAAGAUGUUGACAAAAUAGUUGAAGAAAAAAAUCGUUUUCGUAACAGGCCAACUAAUUAUGCAAUGCGAAAAACUUGUUUAAUGAAAGAACGUGAUGCUGCAAUGUUAAAAGGUGAUUAUGAUGUAGCAUUGGAUCUCGGUCAGCAAAUAGAAGAACUUGAGACCAGAGCAUCAGAGUUAGAUAAGAAACGUUCAAGUAGCCUCAGUUUAAUUGCGUAUAUUAAUGAUCGUAAUCGAAAACGAAAUGUUGAAGAUGCUGAAAAAGCUAUAAGAGAAGAAGCACGUGCUAAUAAGGGUAUGAAAAUAUCAGAUCCAUUUACCAGACGAAUUACACAACCUCGUAUGGGAUUUAAAUCCAACGAGAAGAAGGACGAUGAAACAGUAAGUGAGCCAUCACAUAAUCAAGACUCUCAACCUAUGAAGAAAAAACCAGAUGAAAAUGGGGCAAGCAGCUCUAAAACGGGAGAAUCUAAAGAUUACAAUCUAUAUUCACUACAUGAUUUUGAAAUAGAUUUAGAAGUUACUGUUCCAGUGAGCUCAGUUAAUGUACUACCUAAACCUACUCCUAAGAUGAAUGAUGUCGUUCCGAAGCGUUCAUUAAAUUUAGAAGAUUAUAAAAAGAAACGUGGUCUCAUAUAAAGUGACAUGAUAUAUUGGAUCAUUAAAAACAAUUUCUAGAAUUAUUAAAAAAUUUUAAACAAGAUUUAGAUAGAAAUACACUCUUUUAAUUAACUCUUUUUUAAACUUUAA